AUGGCAGCAAAUCUAAACUGACUUCUACUAUGCCCCUCCAUUACACAGCAGCCAAAUCCUCUACAUUCAAAAAGGGAGUGUCUACAUCCCCAAUCAAGAAGUUUCAACGAGACAUCAAGAAACAACUCCCAUCGCAACGUAUCUUCUCUCAAAACCUAACCAAGAAAAAGUCAGUUUCGCCUACCCCAGAUGAUGACAAAUUGACCAUACUCGACUACAAUGUGCAACUAGAUUACCAUCUCGCCUCUGACGAUCUAAUGGUUGCUAUAGACACGAUAUUGUCCAACCUAUGGAGUGAAUCUACCAAGUUACACCAACGAUAUACUCUGGUGGGAAGCACCACCGAAGAACGAAUAUUCCUGCUCAAGGGGCUUUCAAGCACAGUCAAGGCGGAAAUAGUAAAGUAUAGAAACCAAACCCAUGACUUAAUCACAACAACCCAGCUAUAUUCCGUAUGCAGCCACUUGGGAAACACGUUUGUUGAUCGUAAGCUUGAGUUGUUGAUCCGUCAGGGCAAAGUGAGAAAGUUUGUCAUUUCCAAUGCAUCACCAGUGAUUCUGAGAAACGUGCAAAAGUUCCAACUAGGAAAAGUAAGUUAUGGGUUUGAAAACGUGGAAGUUGUUGUCAAGACGGAUAACUAUUACAAGUUGAUUGAGGGUGCUAUACAGGCAUCUCCAAAGGAAGAAGCCUUGACAAAGUUCUACCAAUAUGUAAAAGGCAACCCCACGUCACUAUUCAUAAACAUCCUGGAAACAUUCACCAAUGAAGAUCUUUCCGUGCUAGUCAACCAUGGCUUGGUAACACUUACCUCCAACCAUUUAAACCAGAUUGAAUCGCAUCAUUACUCUAUUGCAUACCCCAACUGUGGCACAUUUCUAAAGCUAAUAAAUCAAGGAAGAGUGUGGCUUGUCAAACUGUUAACUAAAGCCAAACACAAGGAGAUGGUAGAGGAUCAGUUGUUUAAGAGAUGGGAGGGGGUUAACUUACAGGGAGAGUCGAAAAUGAACAACUUUAGAAAACCAUUCUACGGCUAUGAUCUCAAUUGGAUAAUUGCCGAUGCACUAGGCUCGGGUGUUAUUGAAGUGUUUAAUACCCCAGUAGGGCGAGGUUAUAGAUUAACAGGUAAAGUAUAAUAAGCAGAUUUACAUUCUAACUUUUUGCUUUCUUUGCAACUUCUUUUGCUUCUUUUCCAUCUCCUUCUUUUCCAACUUGAUUUGCUCUUCUCUGCUCAAGUUUCUCAAUCUGUCACGCUCGGCUCUCUUUUGUUGGGCUUUUUCUUCAGCGACUUUUUCCUGUUGAAUUUCCUCUUGGAUCUUCUUGAGCUUUUCAAUUUCAACUUCUCUGGUCUUGACAACCUUCUUUAAUGCUUCUGGACGGAAAGUGAUGGACUUGUCAGCAAUACGAUCAACAAACACAAACAAAGCUUCCAAGACUUGCUGAACAAGAGCUAAGUCGUCCUUCUUGUUGGAAAUGUCGACGGAAACAACCAAUCUUCUUUGUGGGAUCAUUUCACGUAAAGAUUCUGGACGUUCAACCGGUUGGUCAGUGGCGGCGAUAAACUUGACAAAACUGGCACUUUGCAAAGUCAAGGCCUUGUUCAAUUCAGGAAUGCUGAACUUGUCUUGGAACUCGUUGGCUUCGCUCAUGUAAACAAAUGAUUCUGGUAAAUUGGUAGAAUCGUUGGUCUUACAUAACGAUAAGAAAUAGUUGAACUUUCUGGCAUCGUUCAUACCCAACUUGGAAACAAUAGCGACAAUAAAAUUAUCAUACUGUACGGAGGGAGUGAUGGUAAUUUCAGCCUUGUCAGUAGGGAUCUUGACUGAUCCGGUAAAGAAGCCCAACACGUAUUCCAAAAUCCAUACAAACAAGUUUUGUCUAGGUUGUAAACUAAUCUUGAUGUCAACCUUGGCGAUGUUGGUACGACCAGUAGCAUAACUGGAGAAGUUCUCAGCACUGUCCUUCACGUAAAGCUUGUCACCCGUGACACCAACUUGAUAAAAGUGUUUCUUCAACACUGGUGAGAUGCCCUUUAAGAAAGUAGUGGCCUUGGAUUGGUUGUACAAAUCACCAAGCUUGUAAAUGGCAAUAAAGGAGAAAAUGAAACUAACAGUGACGAUUUCCAAGCUCCAAUUACGAAUAGCAAUUCUUUGCCAGAUGGACAUGGCUGUUAAUUCUUCAAGGGUGAAUUCUGAAUAGUCAGACAC
Spathaspora passalidarum NRRL Y-27907 is the source of this 2204-nucleotide messenger RNA. RefSeq lists its product as uncharacterized. The transcript has a single exon. The record is from RefSeq and is a predicted model, not a curated record. Gene Ontology annotation, biological process: positive regulation of Ras protein signal transduction; protein phosphorylation. Lineage: Eukaryota; Fungi; Ascomycota; Pichiomycetes; Serinales; Debaryomycetaceae. Gene Ontology annotation, molecular function: protein serine/threonine kinase activity. Bases 30 to 1133 code for a protein of 367 amino acids.